AUGCCGCCGGGAGGCCCGGCUUGUAUAACAUGCCGUGAAAAGUGUCGCAAAUGCGACCGGACAAAACCCGUUUGUCAAAGAUGUGUGACCAAAGGCUUGGAGUGCAAGGGAUAUCCGGAAAAGUUCCGCUUUGCAGGGAUAGCAACCCGGGGCAAGUGGAAGAACCGGGCGGUCCCUGCUGUGAGCAGUGACCGUGCUGUCUCGACCCAGCCAGACAUCGAAACCGAUCAUCCAGUUGCCAACUAUAAUAAUUCUAAUCAGCAGCACCUAUGUGCUUCGACCCCACGCAAGAAUGAGGAUACUGACCCACUGCCAAUUCUUGAUCACUCCUGGCCACAGCCAGAAGGGCGAGCCGUGGAGUUAGAUGAUUUAUUAAUGCUAGAACGGACGGAGGUGUUGUUGACACAUUGUAUUUUCGAAUCGGGUAUCUCCACCCACGGAGUUCAUAUCACAGGUGCACUGUCGAUUUGCAACCAGUUGCGCUUGUGUGAUACACUUUCCACGGAAAAUGAACGAACAAUCUUCUUCCUAGGGAAUCUAGCAUGGCAAGUAAUCUCAUAUCACCUCAUUUCUAACGCAUGUCCUACUAGGCUAGACAUCAUUCGUUCGCUUGCAGAUCCACAAAGACUCUGCUUCCCUCCGGAGCUUCGUGAAGCUGUAGCCACUUUGAGCGACUUGAAAUUCGAGCGAGUCAAUGGCUGUCCUCGCGAGAUGUUCCUGGUCAUGGGGAAUGUCAUAGAAUAUGCCAAGGCGCAUGCCAUGGGCAAGAUGGCAACAACCGAAUACGAGCGGCACCUCAAUAUUUGCCGGAAUGAGUUCUACUCCUGGCGGUUGAGGACUGACAGAUACCCAAACGAUGAUCCUCGCUGGCCUGCAGUUGCCGAGGCAUUCCGUCACGCAUGCAUAUUGCACACAUCUCGCUUGUUGGAUGUCACCGAACCGGCUGAAGCGCCGAUAAUACAAAAUUCCGUCACAGCGAUUUUAGACUCCUUGGCGGAAAUCCCCGCAGACUGCCGUCUGAUCGAGUUGGUGGUCAUGCCACUUUUCAUGGCUGGGGCCGACGCUUUAUCUCCGUACGCUCGGCAUUACGUUCUUCUGCGGUUCGACCAUAUCCGUGCUCAUGGUGGAGUGAGUAACCAUAUGUCCAUUUCUCUGCUCAAGUCUGUCUGGGACGGCCGAGGUAGACAGAGAAAAAAUGACAGCAGCAAUGUUCCAUGGAUCUGGGUUACUCGCGAUGCGGCAUCGGAGCGGCAACAUGACUAUCUUAUUAUAUGA
This is a messenger RNA of Penicillium coprophilum, 1275 nucleotides long. RefSeq names its product Zn(II)2Cys6 transcription factor. Gene Ontology annotation, cellular component: nucleus. The record is from RefSeq and is a predicted model, not a curated record. Gene Ontology annotation, molecular function: DNA-binding transcription factor activity, RNA polymerase II-specific; transcription cis-regulatory region binding; zinc ion binding. Gene Ontology annotation, biological process: positive regulation of transcription by RNA polymerase II. The transcript is spliced from 5 exons. Lineage: Eukaryota; Fungi; Ascomycota; Eurotiomycetes; Eurotiales; Aspergillaceae. The coding region runs from base 1 to 1275 and encodes 424 amino acids.